AUGAGUGAUGAUGAUGAUGAAAGUCCUUUGAUUAGUGAAACUUAUAAUUGGGACCAACCAUUGUCUGAGAUAAUACGACCUAAGAAUCUUGAAGAUUAUAUUGGUCAAUCACAUCUUCUUCAUAAAGAUGGUCAAAUUAGUAAUUUUUUGAGAUUGAAAUAUUUACCUUCAAUGAUCUUAUAUGGACCUCCAGGUGUAGGUAAAACCACAAUUGCUUCGAUAUUAGCUACUGAAACAAACUAUGUAUUGGUUGAAAUGUCUGCUACUGAUGCUACGGUUGGAGAUUUGAAGAAAUUACUGGAAAUCAUCAAAAUUGAGAAUCUGAAACGUUAUCGUGAUAAGAAAGAUUAUCUUUCGGUAGUGGUAUUUAUUGAUGAAAUUCAUAGGUUUACUAUAUUACAACAAGAUUUCUUGUUACCAUUGAUUGAAUCAGGAGUGUUUGUAUUCAUCGGAGCUACUACGGUGAGGCCAAAUGUAAGAUUGAGAAGAGCUAUACUUUCAAGAUGUCAGGUAUUUCAAUUACUCCCACUAACCAAAGAAGAAUUAACUCAGGUAGUUAAGAAAGCGGUAUUAUUUGAGAAUAUUAGAAGAAAAUCCAAAGGGUUUGUAUUCCUUCUUUAUAAUAAUAAAACAUUGGAUCUUUUGGUGGAUAAAUGUAAGGGAGAUUCUAGAAGGUUAAUAAACUUUAUUGAAGUUUUGAGUGUGAAUUUCCAACAUUCAAAAUUUAAAGCCAGUGAUCCUUAUAGUUUGACAACUGAUGAAGUAGUGGAAGUCCUAAAGAAUCUUAUUGCCAUUGAUAGAAAUUUUGAUCUGAAGGAAACUUUUAGAGAAUUAUUUAAAGCUAUUGAAAACGUAAGAUUUAAAAGAUUUAAAAAUACAAAAUCGAGGCGUCAAGGGGUAAUUAAUGAUAAUAAUGAUAAUUUUUAUGGUAAUGAUUCCAAUUAUUACCUUCAACCCAAUGAUACCAAUCCAAAGUAUGCUCAACAGAUGGAAUUUAGUGAUAAUGAAUUUGACGAUAUACCUUAUACCUAUAAUGAUAAGACACAAACAACAUUCAGGAAUUUAUUGAGUGAUACAGAACUGGAUUAUGAAAGUAUUGAACCAACAAAUUCUAGAUUUCAAAUUGUCAAGUGUUUAAGAUUUUUAUUGGUUUUAAUUCACAACCAAGUUCCCACUGAAAUUAUUAUAAGGAGGUUAUUAUUAUUUGAAUUGUUAUAUAUUUGGAAUGAUUCUUCCUUGUUUAAGAUCAUGGGUUUGUUGAAAUCUAUAAGAACCACAAAUGUUAAUAUUUCCAAAAGCUUAAGCAGCUUAGUUGAUAAAUUAGCUAAAUUGAAGAAACGAAGGUUUCCAUUACACAAAUUGAGAUCAGCAAAGAAAUUCCUCAAGUCAAAAAACGUUAGAAAAGGUAUUAUCACCCCAGAAGUAUCAUUCGACGAUGAUGAAGUACAACGGUUAUUACAAGCACCCAAACAAACUCAAAUUAUCGAUACUCCGGUUCAAAUUGAUGAAUUGGAUUUCAAUGAUGCUGAUAUCAAUAUUGGCUUGGGCGAUCCAGAUUUGUUAGAAUCAUCAGCUCAAUCCCUGGAGGUAAUUGAAAUUGAUGAUUAA
Yamadazyma jaroonii is the source of this 1608-nucleotide messenger RNA. Lineage: Eukaryota; Fungi; Ascomycota; Pichiomycetes; Serinales; Debaryomycetaceae. The record is from the annotation of a GenBank genome assembly.